UCCUGUCGUGCACCUGUCACCAUGGAUGAUUACCCGAUGUAUGGUUUACUAGUGGGGUUCUCCCUCUGGGGGACCCUCUNGUCACCAUGGAUGAUUACCCGAUGUAUGGUUUACUAGUGGGGUUCUCCCUCUGGGGGACCCUCUGGCGGCUCAUUUUUCCACUUGGUUUCUGGCAUACCUCUACCUGUAGGGUAGAUACUAGGGGUUGUAAGACUACCAACCCCUACACACCCAAAGAAGAGGCCAAGGCCGCCGCGAUCCUAAAAGAGAGGAGAGAAAAGAAGGAGGCCAAGAAGAACGCCUUACUGGAGGCGCAGGCGGCGAAGUUGAAGAAGAUUGAGAAGGAGAUGGCUAGAGAGAAGGAGAGGCUGAAGAAAGAAGAAGAAGCGAGAUUAAAGGAAGUGGAAGAGGAAGAAGAAAAAGAAGUAGAAGAGGAGCUACUAGAGAGAGGAAGAAGAGGAAACAGAGGGGAGUCCAGUGAGACAAAGGAAGACUUGAUGGAGAAGAAGAUUUCAGAGUGGGUUGCAGGACUGACCCUGGGUGAGGAUGAAGAGGCGUUAAUGUAUGAGCCCAGGGACAAGAAGGAGGCGACCGUGCGAGAGUGGGAAGAUGAAGAAGACCCACUCAAGCGGCAAGUGCUAGAAGAUGAGAAGAGGAUGGAGUGGAAGUUCCACCUCACUAGGGAGAGGAAGAGAAGAAUAGAGACAGCAACAGAGGCGACGAAAGAGUUGGAAAAGAUCCGGAAGCAGAGGGAUCAAAUGGCAGUCCAAGUAGAUUUAUCGGGGAAGGUAGAGAUUCUGGCCAAGAACGUGGAACGCCUGGCAAAGAUCGAGGAAGAGCAACUUUUAUUUGGGAGAGGUCAGGACAUUGCCGUGUGUUCGAUACGAUCGGGACUUAGGGACUUUGCUCGGGAGUUGGCAAUGCAGGUGGGCUCGCAUGUGACAACCCGCCUCGAGGGCAAUGAACAAUACUGUGUUGGUGCCAUUGAGGGCGCCAAGCUGACUGCCCUAAAGGAAGAAGAAGCACGUCCCCGUAGGGAGCCGGUCAAAGUUAAGUUUCYUGAUUCCUACAAUGGAAAGAAGGAAGAGAACUUUGACAACUGGGAAGCCAACGUUAAAACAUACGUGCACAUGCAGAAGGUGUCCCCAGAUGAGGAGGUCCUAAUCACCAUCUAAGCGUUAAAGGAAGAAGCCGCCAGUUUUGCACGCUCCUUAGUCCGCGCUGCUAAUUGCAGC
Molecule: messenger RNA, 1235 nt
Organism: Chara braunii
Lineage: Eukaryota; Viridiplantae; Streptophyta; Charophyceae; Charales; Characeae
Source: the annotation of a GenBank genome assembly